AUGACUUCAUCGUUUUAUGAGACAAUUGGAGGUUUUCAAUCACUUGGUCAAUGGAAAGGUCAAGAAAAUGUUAUGAAUGUUUUGGCUAUGUACGGAUUAAAUGACAAUGUACAUAAAUUACAACUUCUCCAAUAUAUUGAUUCAAAUAUCAUUGGUAAUAAUGUUCGAAUCAAUACUCCAUGGGGAUCUCGAAAAAUGAUUUAUGCUGAUUAUACAGCAUCUGGACGUGCUCUUAUGUUUAUUGAACAUUACAUGCUAAACAAUAUCUUACCUUAUUAUGCUAAUACACAUAGUGACAAUAAUACAUGUGGAAUACAAACUACAAAAUUUCGUGAAGGAGCACGAACAUUAAUUAAACAAUAUAUCAAUGCAACAGAUAAUGAUGUUGUUAUUUUUACUGGAUCAGGUAAAUAA
Messenger RNA from Rotaria sp. Silwood1, 414 nucleotides. NCBI's taxonomy places the organism in Eukaryota, Metazoa, Rotifera, Eurotatoria, Philodinida, Philodinidae. The record is from the annotation of a GenBank genome assembly.